Molecule: messenger RNA, 2935 nt
Organism: Callorhinchus milii (elephant shark)
Lineage: Eukaryota; Metazoa; Chordata; Chondrichthyes; Chimaeriformes; Callorhinchidae
Gene: nars2
Product: asparaginyl-tRNA synthetase 2, mitochondrial
Exons: 13
Coding region: 37-1338 (433 amino acids)
Biological process (GO): asparaginyl-tRNA aminoacylation
Cellular component (GO): mitochondrion
Molecular function (GO): ATP binding; nucleic acid binding; asparagine-tRNA ligase activity
Source: RefSeq, a predicted model, not a curated record
GCGCGCUGGGCUGCCGCGCGCGGGGGGCAGCGGGAGAUGCUGUGUCUGUGUGGCCGGAGCCUGAGGCCCAGCGCUCGGGUGACCCGGUUCAUCAGGUCCUGCAGCGGCGGCCCCACGGCCAGGCCGCUGGUGAGGGUCAGCGAGGCGCUGAGCCGCGGGGCGGGAGAGGAGGCGGUGCGGCUGCAGGGCUGGGUGCGGUCUGUUCGUACACAGAAGGAAAUUACAUUUUUCCAUGUUAAUGAUGGAAGUUCAUUACAAAGCCUUCAAAUAGUUGCAGACCCUCAUUUAGGAUCCAGAGAUAUAACCUUCGGCAGUGCGGUUGAAGUUUGGGGGAAAUUAGUGCCAAGUCCCCACCAGAAACAGAAUGUGGAACUACAAGCUAAUAAAAUCACAUUAGUUGGAUCAUGCAAUCCAGUGAGCUUCCCAUUUAAGAUCAAAGACAGACAUUCACUGGAAUACCUAAGACAAUUUCCUCAUCUUCGAUGCAAAACAAAUGUCUUCAGUUCACUCCUUAGAUUAAGAAGUGAAGCAACUGCAGCUAUUAAUUCCUUUUUUAAGAACAAUGGAUUUAUACACAUCCACACACCUAUAAUAACAUCAAAUGAUUGUGAAGGAGGUGGAGAACUCUUCCAAGUUGAACCUGCUUCAAGGAAAGAAGAUAAAAAUCAGGACAAUCCUCAUUUCUUUAAUGUUCCUUCAUUCCUAACUGUGUCUGGACAACUGCAUUUGGAAGUGAUGGCAGGGGCUUUCACUCAAGUGUACACAUUUGGCCCUACAUUUCGAGCAGAGAACUCCCAAACUCGAAGGCAUUUAGCAGAGUUUUAUAUGGUGGAAGCAGAGCUUGCCUUUACUGAAAGUCUUGAAGACAUUAUGAAGGUGAUGGAGAACCUCUUCAAGUCUGCAACCUCACAUAUUCUUUCAGAAUGUCCAGAAGAUGUUGAACUCUUUCACAAAUAUUUAGCUCCUGAACAGAAGGAUACAUUGGAGAAGAUGCUGAAAAACACAUUUAAAGUGUUGUCUUAUACUGAAGCGAUUGACAUUUUGCAGGACAGUACAAAAACCUUCACGUUUAAACCACAGUGGGGCUGUGAUCUACAGACUGAACAUGAGAAGUAUCUGGUACAACACUGUGGCAAUAUUCCUGUUUUUGUAAUUAACUACCCAUAUGACAUCAAGCCUUUCUAUGCCAGAGAUAAUCAAGAUGGACCUCAGCAUACAGUGUCAGCAGUGGAUCUCCUGGUGCCUGGAAUAGGUGAAUUAUGUGGGGGCAGUCUGAGGGAGGAACGACUGGAUCUACUACAGUCCCGUCUAAAACAAUCUGAAUUUUGGAAGAAAUAAUGUGCAAAAUAGUUUUGGCUCUUGCUUAAAGGAAAAUAAACCGUCUAAGAAAUGGCACUUCAAUAAGGCAAAUGGUUCAGAGGCAGGCACAGUGUCCUCUUCACUCAGAGCUGAUCCUCUUACUCUGUCCACACAAGCUAAACCAGUUUGUAUUCUCUUUCCCACUAAGCUCAUAAUUUUGAUGAAUUUCUUAGGACUGUCUGAUUAUUUCAGUGCUAAAUGUUGCAGGAUCAAAGCAGUGAAUUUGGAGCUUGAAUGAGUUCAUGGUGACUGGUUGAUAUGUUUUUCUGUUUAUUCACUGAAUGAAGGUAGAUGUAAAAAUGCAUGAACAUUCUUAUAGAAAUCAUUUGGACUUUGUAAUGUAUUGAUUUAGAGUUUUAAAUUCAGAACAUACUUUGUGUGUGUGAGUAAAUAUUGCUUGCCAGUAUCUUUAAAGCAACAUUAUCACUUUUUUAGUUUUUUUAGGUGUGAUAUUUUAAUUGCCUUAACUAUUAAUAAUAGCAUCAAUAGUAACCAAUAUGAUCUCUACAAAAUUGUUAGAGUUCAAAUGCAUUAAGCUUUGUACAGUUUCUACAUGGUCUCACACAGCGUUGACCAUUAUGAUCAACUAUUUGUAGGGUGGGGGUGAUUCAUAGCUGAGCACCUUUCAGUCUUCACCUAAAAUCCAUGCAUAUGCAGUACCAACAUUGAAUACGACUUACUCAAACUCUUGAGUUGCAGGCAAAUUGUACAAGAAGUAUAAAAUCCAAUUUCAUCAAUAAUCCAUAUUGCACAUGUGUAAUUCAAUGUAGCUGGUGACUGCUCAUGCGGUGGUUCGUCACUGCAGCGGUAAGUACACAUGCAGUGACAGGUAAAGACUACAUUUCCCGCAAUUCAGUAUGUGGUGACCUGUCGCCAUGUGUGCACUUACCAGCAAGCAUUGGAAUCACAGUGAAUCGUGGGAAAUUAAGUUCUUCUAAGCAAGUGUCGACAGAUCAAGAAUACGUUUCCCACAUGCUGCCGGCUAGUAAGUGCACAUGUCUCAACAGGUCAGGACAUCAUUUCUUGCUAUUCAAUGGAGCCGGUAUGUGCCAGAGCAAUGGAGGGUAGGAGAAUGGUGUUACGAGUUAGAAGGUGAUUAAUACGAGUAAUGCAAAGAAAUCUUUAAGUGAUUCUGAAUGGGACUCGGGGGAAUGUACAACUUAGGCGAGUUUUACAGAAUAAACCAAUGUGAGUCUACAAUGAAACUGCAGUCCAAUUUUGAACUUGAACCUGUAAUGUGGUUCAGUAGCAUACCUUGUCAGCCACUGGGUGAUUUUAAAAAUUUUUUAUUUUAACCUCGCCAUACAAAACAAUUUUGUCUUAUAAAUUAGGAUCAUGUAGAAGUUUAGAAAAAUCGUAAAUCGAUUCUUAAUUCGUAAAGCUUUUUUCACAAUUGAAGAGAAACGCCCUCUAAAUUAGGGUUGAAUUUUAAGAAUUUUCUGCAAUUCUGUAAAACUUAAAAUAUUAAGAUGAAAAGGUUUUAUAGGGUACAACUAGGUGGACGUUUGGUCCUUAAACUAGGUGGAAGUUUGGUCCUGGAGUCCUGUAGCUCAGUGGUUAGAGCACUCGCUUUGCA